This is a messenger RNA of Protopterus annectens (West African lungfish), 3582 nucleotides long. RefSeq names its product A-kinase anchor protein 2-like. The record is from RefSeq and is a predicted model, not a curated record. Lineage: Eukaryota; Metazoa; Chordata; Ceratodontiformes; Protopteridae. The coding region runs from base 238 to 2883 and encodes 881 amino acids. The transcript is spliced from 5 exons.
CACAAAGACAUCCUGCACUAUAUGGACCAAUCAUAUUUCAUUUUACAGCCAAAUUCCUGGAACUCUCAUACAGUGCUUAUCAGUAGGGAGCAGGUCACUGAAACAGACAACAGAAAACCACCACUUUACUUUUUCAUGUGCCUCCUAUAUUGAAAACUGAAAGGUGCUUUUCAGCAAAAAUGACGAUUUUGAGGUGAUUGAUCAACUCAUCUGAUAGUGCCUGAUGUUAUCCAUGCCAUGGACACUAAAACAGCAGCAGGUGCUGGAUCUCUCAGCUGUCAUCUCGAAGAAAAUAAAGAGCAGAGAAGAAACUGCCAGUCGCACCUCUCUGAACAUCCACCAGAAACAAAACAACUGAGUAAAGAGGAAGUAAGUUGUAAAUCCCAACAACUGAUGGAUAAAGCCAGAGCUCCAGUACUUACGCCACUCCAACACUCCUUAACAAAAAAAGGAGUUCUAGCAGAUGGCAGUCAUUAUUUGUAUGAAUAUUCUUACUCCCAGCAGAAUAAAUCAGGGAUUGAACCAUAUGCAUUUGGCAAUUACAGUAUUGAAAAUGGAUUCCAUACACCAUCUUCUCAUGUCAUCAAAGUAGUUAAGUCUGGUCCCUCUGUAUCAAUAACUGAUCCAUCCAGGGACAGAGAGAGAGACAGUAUUGUUCAUGCUAGCAAAGUACUAGUUGAAAAAGAGCAGACAUCUUCAUUCCUGGAAGAUCCUGGACAGGACAUUUGGGUACUUUCUCCAGAAAGGGAGGCUAGACUUACCAUUCUGCGACAGGAGCCUUCUUAUAGUCUUAGGGCUUACCAUGAUGAGAAGAAGCCAAUGAAGCUUUUCCAAGAAGAUGACAAGGAAAAAAUAUAUAAAUUUGUGAGAGUAGAAGUUUCACCAGAAAAAGUAAAAGAACUACAGGGAGAAAGAAAUGAUGUCGUUCGAAAUCAAGCAUUAAAGAAGAGCUCUACUGUUGCAGAGAAAUGGGGCUCACUGGAUAGACUGGAUUUUGUGGAUUCAGGUUCCCCUAGAACAGAAGAUCGCUAUUAUUCCAGAUUUUCUCCGAGCUAUGAUACUGGAUCUCUUCCUUCACUCGUGUCUUAUAAUGAGACACCCGACAGUGUGGACAAAGAGAGUAUUAACUUCGCUGCUGCAAGACAGCAAUUUUUGCAGAUGGAAAAAUCAAACAAAAUUCCUUACUUCCCAAGUCAAAUAUCAUCAGAUAAGUCUUUGAAGUCCCCAGAGUUUCAAUAUGAUCAGGAGUCGCCCAGUUUUCCUAGAAAGUUUACCUCUGUAAAAGCCAUUAAAGUUAAUUAUAUUCCAGAUGCAGAAGAAGAGGUUCUACAAAGUGAUUAUACGGAUUCUUUAGUCAUAAAUAAGACCAGAGAAUUCCCAGAGGAUAAAACAUAUGCAACAAACAUUGACUAUCAGUAUGGGAGAAGAGCUUUUAGCAAUCUUAAACAGAAUCAGUACUUGUCUGCUUCUGCAGAAGACCUGGAUUCGGGCUUAGGUGAGUUCUGCUAUGACGUAAAUGCAGGUUAUGUCAGUGAUGGGAGUAUAUCGAAUGAAGUCUUUGUUACAUCUGACAUCAACAGUUCUGAAGAUUACAGCACACCACCACCUGAAACACCUAUUGAGAAAGAAAUCCGUUUAGUUUUGGAGAGAGAGAAGAAUCUUCGUAAAGAGAGGGGCAUAGCAACGCCUGUCAACACAGAUGUGAUGGUUGAAAUUCAGACAAAAUCACUGUUUUCUCAGCCUGCCACCCAUAAUGAAAAAUGGAAAAGCAGAAGAAAAAUUGGAAGUUUUAUUCAAAAAGAAAUAGAAAGAGAAGUAAAGAGAGAGGAAGAUUUAAAACAAGAAGGCAAAGUAAUGGGCAUGUAUGAUAGGGGAAUUCAACAGGAACUGGAAGACAGAAAGAAAGUAUUUCAACAAGAUGAUGAAAUACCAGUAAUGCCUCACAGGAAACACAAACCUAAAAAUUAUUCUACUGAAAUAAGAGAAACCAGGGAGAGCAAGGCAAGCGAAUCAAGCUCUCCGCCAAAAAAAGACAGCAUCAACCAUGAAGACCGUGAACUUCAGUUAAGCGUAAAUGCAGAACGUGCCCAACAUCGACACAGCAAGUAUAUGGAUCGAGAAGUUAUCUCGCCACUGCCACUAAACUCUUAUUAUGCACAUCCUUACAAUGAUAGAGAGAACCAAACAGUGCAAGCAGCAGUAGAAAGGCUACAAUGCGAACAAACAGAGCCUUAUGAUGUGUCAUAUUCUCAAAAGACCUUGAAGGACAGAACUCUUUAUAUAAUAGAGAAGGAAAUUGAGGAUACUGUAAGGCGAGAGAAUGAACUGAGGCAGCAGAGGAGAAGUUUGCUGAUGUCUGACUGCCAUUCAUCAAGCAGCCCCCUGCAAAGUCCAGUUUUUACAGGUGAAACAGUAUAUCCUGCAUGGAGCAGUCUUUCAAACAUCAGCCAACAUUCUUCAAAAUCUGCCUCCACAGCUACCACUCCAGCAGCCCAUGGCUGUCGGGUAGAAAUGGUAUCAAGUUCUACAGACAGAAUCCAUUCUCCAGAAUCUACCACCUGGGUGGAUUCACCCUAUCAGCAAUUUUCUUCCACACAGACUCAUAAGCAAAAGUCUAUGAUACCUUCAACCACUGAAGUAGAUAAAGGAAAUCCUAGAGGCUUAACAGACACACUGCUGCAAGACUUCGAAAUACGCAAGGUCAAACUGAAGAGGGAGGAAGCAACAUAUGCUGGCAUUGAACCAACUGAUAACGUCAACAAUGAGCUUGUAGAGGCCACAAGAGUGAUGCGGCAUAAGAAUGCCAUGGCAAUGCGCUGGGAGGCAGGCAUUUUCCAGAAUGAGGCUGACGGAAGCGCACUCCUGAAAAGCAGCCAGAAAUGACAGAGGAAAUGGGGUCAGGAAUCCAAACUAUGAACGUAUUAAAACAUCUAUAUUUCAGAGUGGGAAGGUGUUUGUAAUAUGCGCAGUGACAUACCAAAUGAUAUUUCUGCUGAUUUCAGAACAUCACCAGUUAAACUGAUUGGAAGCGUGCCGUUAUAAAGAAUAACGAUAAAUGAUCUGCCAUUAAGAUGUUGCUUUUCAGUAGGUCCUGCUCCUUUAGAUAGAGAGGCCAUAGAUUCAUUUCUUUGUUUUCUCAUCCUGAGAUAAACUCUAGACUGAAAAUAUGUUAAUUGCAUGUGCUUAUUGUCACAGCCAAGUGUAAUAUAGCAUUACCUUAAGCCAUGUGAAGUGCUAUUGCAAACGUCUUUGUCUUUAAAUUACAUAGCCACCAGAACAAAGAGAUUAGCUUCACUGGUAAGUAAUCAUUUCUUUUUGUGCAAUAUUUACUAUAUUAUCUCAAUUUGUAUUAGCAAUGCAAAAACUGUGUACAGCAAUAUUAUCUCAAUUUGUGUCAGCAGUGCAAAAACUGUGUACAGCAAUUGUUCUUUAAGAUUUUAUUUUGAUCAUGCUUUGUUAAAUAUUGCACAUAAACUUAUAAUACUACUAUAGCAAGUUAAGCUAAAUACAGGAAUUUAUGUACUCCAUGUUCAUAUAACACCGCCCUUCAAGUAAGAUAAAACUGUACAUAGUCAACAAUCA